AUGACAAGAAAUGAUGAGACGCCAACAUCUUUAAUGGAUACUAGUACAAGUUUUGCUCAAGAAGGACAAAUGCUAUCGCCUGAUCGACGACGAGUACGUGUUGAUUUUGCUUAUUCAUUUGAUAAUGAUCAAUUAGUACCUAUGACACAAACAACUAUUAUUAAAAGUGAACCUUGUUUUAAGGUUACUGCAAUUGAAGAUGAAGUUACUAAACAUUUUUAUCAUAAUAAAUCACACAAUAAAAUAAAUCAACGAAUACCAAGUGAAGCAGAUAGUUUAGAUGAAGACUAUUCUUACAAUUCACAUAAUGGAAAACAAACAAUAUAUAAAGGUAAUAAUGCUAAACAUCCUGUUUCUGAUCGAACAAAUUCUUCGUCUAUAAAAUCUAUUCUGAAGAAACCUCAAACGAGACAAGAAGAAAAGAAUCAAUCACGUCCUUUGUCGCCUUCUUCAAAGGGCAAAGGAACUUCUUCAACAGGUCUUGAUUCGAAUAGCGUUGAAGAUCUUGCUGAAAUGACGGCCAGACACAAAUUAACAUCGCCUUCCAUUUAUACUCGUUCACUACACAGUCAAACAAUGAAUAUAUUUGAUCCAAAUAAUUCUUAUGAAAUAAGAUCAAAGACGCCACGUCCACCUCGUCUUCAAUAUUAUAUUAAACCAUAUAGAGGAGAACCUUCUGGUCCUACAAAUAAAUCUAAACUACGAUCAAGAUCACUUUCACGAAAUCGACUUGCUCAAUCAUUACCAUUAAGUACUACUCGUCGAAAUACUGACCCAAAUUCAACUAAAUCUAUGCAUCCAUCAACAAGACAAUCAAGUAGAAAUGUAUCUUGGUCACCAGCAAGAGAAUAUAUUCAUGAAGAAAAAGACCAGAAAAUGGCUACAACAACAACAACAGCAAAUAAAAAGAAGGAAAUCUUAUCUAAUAAAAUAAAUUCUUCUACAUUAUCAAUUGGUCCUUCAUUAUCAUUAAAUAUUCCUUGUAUACCCAAUUCUUCAUCAAUAAUAUCUAUUCCUAUUCGUUUUCAAAAAUCCCAAUCAACUCAAUUUCCUGCUCCUUGUUCAUCAAUAGAUUCAUAUUAUUCUCCUACUGCUAUUGAUCAUUCAAUGAUAUCAAUAAAACCUAUAAUACAAAAUAAUUAUAAUUAUGAAGCAAAAGAAAAUAUCUUAAUAUCAUCAUACUCUUCUAGUACAGUAGGUGAAUAUAAGAGAGAACAUAAUACAACAAUGCAACGAUACGAUAAAUUAUUAGAAAAAAUGCGCACUACAGAUGAAGAACUUAAAUUAUUAUCUCGAUCAUGGAUGUAUACAAAUAAACAACAUCAAAUACCUGUCAGUACUAAUGAUUUAUUUUAUCCAGAAGUUUCAGAAACUUAUGAAAUAGAAUUUUUCAAUGGUUAA
Molecule: messenger RNA, 1401 nt
Organism: Adineta steineri
Lineage: Eukaryota; Metazoa; Rotifera; Eurotatoria; Adinetida; Adinetidae
Source: the annotation of a GenBank genome assembly